AUGGCCUUCAGGGAUGUGGCUGUGGCCUUCACCCAGAAGGAGUGGAGGCUACUGAGUCCUGCUCAGAGGACCCUGUAUCGGGAUGUAAUGCUGGAGAACUACAGCCACUUGGUGUCGCUGGGAAUUGCCUUUUCCAAACCCAAACUCAUCACCCAGCUGGAGCAAGGGGAUGAGCCCUGGAGAGAGGAGAGCGAAUGUCUUCUGGACCUUUGUCCAGCAGAACCAGGAACAGAAUUCCAGCCCUGUGUCCAUUCCUGCCCGGUGGCCCUUUCCAGUCCACAGUUCCUUCAACAGUACGUGCUGUGCGGUCACCUUCCUCAGAUCUUCCCAAGCUCAUAUGCAGGAAGCCCCAUCUCAACGGAAGCUCCAAGCUGCUCAAGUGAACAAGGAGAUGAGGAAGAGAUAGAAGGGAGACUUGAGCUGAGUGGGGUUUCCGGGGUGCUCUUCAGAUCCUCUCAGGGUCGGCCAGUAGACUGGGUAGAAGGCAAAAGAGCUGGGGGAGCAGACCAGGGGAUGUGUCCUGAAGAAGCAGACCUUUCAGCAUCUGGAGCAGCCAUGUGUGGGAAAUACAGACUGGGACUUGGUCCCAAAUCCAGUCUCUUAAGCCUCCAGAAACAUCACGUAUGUCCUGAAUGUGGCAGAGGCUUCUGCCAGAGGUCAGACCUCACCAAGCACCAAAGGACACACUCAGGAGAAAAGCCUUACAGCUGUAGGGAGUGUGGGCGAGGCUUUGGCCGCAAGUCCUCCCUCACCAUCCACCAGAGGAAACACUCAGGGGAGAAGCCUUAUGUGUGUCGGGAGUGUGGCCGCCACUUCAGGUACACGUCCUCACUUACCAACCACAAGAGGAUACACUCUGGGGAGAGGCCCUUCGAAUGUCAGGAAUGUGGGCGAGGCUUUCGCCAAAAGAUCGCCCUGAUCCUGCACCAGAGGACACACUUGGAGGAGAAGCCCUUUGUGUGUCCCGAGUGUGGGAGAGGCUUUUGCCAGAAGGCAUCGCUCCUCCAACACCGAAGCUCACAUUCGAGUGAAAGACCCUUCUUGUGCCUUGAGUGUGGGCGUGGUUUCAGGCAGCAGGCACUGCUCCUCAGUCACCAAGUCACACACUCAGGGGAGAAGCCUUAUAUCUGUGCUGAAUGUGGGCAUGGCUUUCGCCAGAAGGUCACCCUCGUCAGACACCAGAGGACACACACAGGGGAGAAGCCUUACCUGUGCCCUGAGUGUGGCCGCGGCUUUAGCCAGAAGGUCUCCCUCAUGGGACACCAGAGGACACAUACAGGGGAGAGGCCUUACCUGUGCCCUGAGUGUGGGCGUGGCUUUGGCCAGAAGGUUACCCUCAUCAGACACCAGAGGACACAUACAGGGGAGAAGCCUUACCUGUGCCCGGAGUGUGGACGUACCUUUGGCUUCAAGUCGCUUCUCACCAGACACCAGAGGACACACUCAGGGGAGGCGACUGAUGUGUACAGAGUGUGUGAGCAAGGACUGGGCCAGAAGUCUCACUUCACCUCUGACCAGAGGACACACUCAGGGGAGAAGCCGUGCGUGUGCAGUGAGUGUGGGCGUGGCUUCGGCUUCAGGUCGGCCCUCAUCAGACACCAGCGCACCCACUCAGGAGAGAAGCCGUAUGUGUGCAGGGAGUGUGGCCGAGGCUUCAGCCAGAAGUCUCACCUCCACAGACAUAGGAGGACCAAGUCUGGCCAUCGCCUCCCACCUCAAGAGCUGCUCUCCUGA
This is a messenger RNA of Puma concolor (puma), 1734 nucleotides long. NCBI's taxonomy places the organism in Eukaryota, Metazoa, Chordata, Mammalia, Carnivora, Felidae. The record is from RefSeq and is a predicted model, not a curated record.